UUUAUCUUCGUAUAAAAUCAACAUCUUAUUAUAAACAAAUUUUACCAUGUAAAAGUAUUAAAAAAAAAAGGAAAAAAUAUCCUUUAAACUUAUCUCAUCUUCAACACAAAAUAAAUCAAAAUUUUCUAUUUUUAAUUUCACUGAAUUAAAUUAGGUGCCCAUCUGGUGGAGUCCCGGUGCCCGCGCACAGAUUAACGUAGCCGAACGCCUACCUCUCCAUUGUAAAUAUCACCUUACAAACCGUCCCACUCGCCGCCAAGUGUCUCAUCCAAUACCAUUCUCAAAAUCUACUCUCUCCAACCCUCCAUCGCUCGCCGGCUUGCAAGACGCCCUCUGUUACCUACCUCGCACCGAAUCCCAAACUCAGAGCCCCGGAAGUAUCGCGCGCCCUCUGCCUCCAUUUUUCUUCCAUCUCUCUCUCUCUUACCCUCCCUUCACUGGACAAGGAACAAAAACGAAAUAGAAUCAGCAUUGCAAUAUAAAUUGUUUUUUUGUGAAAUUCCUUGUUCGAGCUUCUCCUUCCAGAUCUUCAUGUAUGUGUUUCUGUUCGUCAUGAAAUUCAAAGUUAAUGAUCAAAUUAUAUCAUUCUAUAUAUAUGUAUGACACUAAUUCAUUUAUCUUCGGAAGAAGAGAAGCCCAUAGGUUGAGCUUGCCAAUGGAUGGCGUCGUCUUUUUGAUACGAUCAUGGCGAGUGCUUUAAUUCUUCCUUUUUUCUUUGUUUUUCCAUGCCAAUUUUCGCUGAAACAUUUCGAUCGAUUCUGCAUAUAUAUAGAUAUAUGAGCAGAGAUGCCCGAAGCCGAAGUGCAUAUAUAAAGAACAGAGAUUCGAGGGGGCGGACUUUUGAUGGAUCCUGAAAAGGGAGAUCAUCCAAAAAGCGAGCGAAAGGAGGAAGAAAAGCAAGUGAAGAGACGAGAAUCCGUCUUGAGUUCCGACGGCGACGACGGUGACGAAGACGAGGAUGACUUCUUCCAGUUGGAUCAAGAGAUCAUGAAUCCUUUCUUGGGCCACGUUAACGAUGGCGGCAGAGUCGGAGCAGCGGACGGCAGUUUGAGCUAUCCUCCUAUUCAGAUGAUGUGGAGGUCGCCGGAAGCGGCUGAUCCGAACCGGAUUCCCUCCUCCAUCUUCGCCGGGCCCUCGUCUCCGAUGGAGUGGAGCGCGGCCUCGAACGAGUCGCUAUUCAGCAUCCACGGCGGGAACUCAAGCUUCACCAGGGACCAUGUCACAUUGAUGGAAAAGUCCGGCGAGCUCAACCUCCCGGCCGAGGACCACCACCACCACCACCACCACCACCCUCAUCCUCAAGCGCUUCGUGAUGUAGCAGGCACGGAGACGGAUAACGCCAAGAGCAUCAAGGAGUUGGUGCAGGCAAACUUGGAGGAACAACAGCACCGGUCGUCGGACUGCAGCGCCGUCAGCUACCAGUCGUUUGCAUUCCCGAUAUUGGCAGGCGAGGGAAGAACCGGCUCAGUGAAGGUGGAAUCCGUACAUCCAUUCCGACCAUCCAAGUCACAGCAGAAGCAGCCUCCAAUGGCGGCGGCACCAAAAUCUGCCAGUCUUCCUCCUACUUCUACUUCUCCGGAACAAAAGAGCAAGUGGAUCCCGUGCGCUUGUCUGCUUUCCUUCUGUUCACAGGGUAAACAGUGAAGAAGAGACUUUGUGAUCAUCAUCAUCUUCAUCUUCAUCUUCAUCUUGUUUCAUGUGGAAGUUUUGAAUCGAUUUCAUAUGGAAAAAAGUUGGAAUAAGAUUCUCACAAGUCUUUGAAGGGCUCGGUGGAAUAUACUAAAGAAGAGGGAUGUUCUUGCCAUAUUUUUGUAUGGAACUUAAU
Zingiber officinale is the source of this 1825-nucleotide messenger RNA. RefSeq lists its product as uncharacterized. Lineage: Eukaryota; Viridiplantae; Streptophyta; Magnoliopsida; Zingiberales; Zingiberaceae. The record is from RefSeq and is a predicted model, not a curated record. The transcript has 2 exons. Bases 844 to 1644 code for a protein of 266 amino acids.